This is a messenger RNA of Megalobrama amblycephala (Wuchang bream), 4945 nucleotides long. It is a transcript of the gene dnmt3ab, whose product is annotated as DNA (cytosine-5-)-methyltransferase 3 alpha b. Lineage: Eukaryota; Metazoa; Chordata; Actinopteri; Cypriniformes; Xenocyprididae. The coding region runs from base 1022 to 3214 and encodes 730 amino acids. Gene Ontology annotation, biological process: negative regulation of DNA-templated transcription. Gene Ontology annotation, cellular component: nucleus; cytoplasm. The record is from RefSeq and is a predicted model, not a curated record. The transcript has 18 exons. Gene Ontology annotation, molecular function: methyltransferase activity.
GCCCCGGGUAGCUUAAAGGAAACCCAUCUCUUUAAAACCAGAGUGCCGGACCGGGCUAAAAACAUUGCAAGUACAAGACAAAAUGGUUUGCCUAAAAAGGUUCUUUUUCUAGCCUGUAUGUUAUCACAGGGGGAUUGCAGAGAGCUGAAUGUAUUUCCUGUUUUACUGCCUGUGCAGGAUGUUGUGCACAGGGCAUAUCUUUGGCUUUGUUCACAUUAUACUUGGUUUUUAAUAGUGCUGUGAUCCGACAGUGUGUUUUUUGUGGCUAUUUAUACAGUCGGCUUGCAGAGGGACGUAGCAUGUUUGAGCUCAGACUAAUGCUUUAAGAGUUAUUUAAGGAAAGUUUUGCUAUUUGAGCUUGAAAACAAAGAUCAUAUGCUUUUUUCCGUCUGUCAGAUUUGGGUCGGCACCGUAAACACUUAAAACUGGCAGCAGUUGUCGCUUGUGUUGAAACGGAAAUGCGGUGCGUGUCUUUUUAAGGAUAUGCAAAUAUGAAUGAACCGAAUGAACCCGGGAACCGCGUGCGAUUAGUGCGCUGCCAGCUCUCGCUCGUACUCUGAGUCAAGGCUGCACAGACUGAAGCAGGCAGACUUUUACACUUCAGUUUUUGACAACUGCUUUGCAAUUUUAAGGAAGUAACAGAUUUUAGACUCAUUUUAGCAGCUUGAAGUGAACAAAUAAAGAGAAGCCUUUAAAAAGAUUCAACAUUAAGGCACUAACAUGAAGACUCAUUUAGCAUGCCUGACCUCAGCUGCACUACUAAUUACUGGAUUCUUUAAUGCACCCAGCACAAUCGCAAACUAAAUGCAUCCUCUAUUCUCUGGACUUGAGAGGCUAAAAAGUGAACAGCCUUUGUUCAGUCACUCACAAAGUCACAUCAAAAUAAAUGCGAUUGUCACACAGUGGCGAUAGCCAUUCAUCCCCUGCCUGGUGGAGUUUCAGUGUGCACUGCUGUGCCGCCAGCAUUUGAAGUGAAUUAAUUCCUCAUAUUGCAGAGAAGAAGGCGAAACUGGUGUCUGUGAUGAACUCAAUGGAGGACCAUGGCGAGGUAGAGUCGGAGCCCCAAAAAGACAGCUCCAUAAUCACCGUCCCACUGCUUUUUCCUCCACCAACGCCGCCAAUGCAACAGCAACCGCCACAGCCUCAAACUCAACCUCAGACCAACAUCAAACCCCAGCCUUCUCCCCAGCAGCAACCUCCACCAUUCCAACAGCAGCAGCAGCCUACGGAUCCAGCCUCUCCAACUGUUGCCACCACCCCAGAGCCCGUUUCUAUAGGGGAUGGAGACAAGACCUCACCCAAGUCCACUGACACGGAGUCCGAGUACGAGGAUGGCCGAGGUUUCGGCAUCGGUGAGCUUGUGUGGGGAAAGUUACGAGGAUUCUCCUGGUGGCCUGGACGGAUUGUAUCCUGGUUGAUGACUGGACGCAGCCGGGCGGCCGAAGGAACCAGAUGGGUCAUGUGGUUCGGUGACGGCAAGUUUUCUGUGGUCUGUGUUGAGAAACUGUUGCCUUUGAGUUCCUUCCACAACGCCUUUCACCAGCCAACCUACAAUAAACAACCAAUGUACAAGAAAGCCAUCUUUGAGGUGCUACAGGUAGCCAGCACUAGAGCGGGGAAAACCUUCCUCACAUGCCCGGAGAGUGACGACACUGACACUUCUAAGUCAGUAGACAUGCAAAACAAACAGAUGAUUGAAUGGGCCAUGACAGGAUUUCAACCCACAGGACCUAAAGGUUUAGAGCCGCCUGAAGAGGAGCGUAACCCCUACAAGGAAGUGUAUCCUGAGAUGUGGGUGGAGCCAGAGGCGGCGGCCUACACGCCCCCACCAGCAAAAAAGCCCCGCAAGAGCACAGCCACAGAGAAACCCAAGGUCAAAGACAUCAUCGACGAGCGGACUCGAGAGAGGCUUGUAUUCGAAGUUCGUCAAAAAUGUAGAAACAUUGAAGACAUCUGCAUCUCCUGUGGCAGCCUUAAUGUUUCCCUGGAGCACCCGCUCUUCAUUGGCGGAAUGUGCCAAAGCUGUAAGAACUGCUUCCUAGAAUGUGCGUAUCAAUACGAUGACGAUGGCUACCAGUCCUAUUGUACUAUCUGCUGUGGAGGGAGGGAAGUGCUCAUGUGCGGAAACAAUAACUGUUGCAGGUGUUUCUGUGUGGAAUGUGUGGAUCUGUUGGUGGGGCCCGGCGCGGCGCAGGCAGCUAUUAAAGAAGACCCGUGGAACUGCUAUAUGUGUGGGUCGAAGGCUCAAUACGGCCUGUUAGAGCGCCGGGCAGAUUGGCCAUGCAGACUGCAGCACUUCUUUGCCAACAAUCACGACCAGGAUUUUGAACCACCAAGGCUCUACCCUCCGGUUUUGGCAGAGAACAGAAAACCCAUUCGUGUCCUGUCACUUUUUGAUGGGAUCGCAACAGGGCUGCUGGUUCUGAGGGAGCUGGGUAUCCAGGUGGAGCGUUACGUGGCCUCAGAAGUGUGUGAGGACUCCAUUACCGUUGGCCUCGUUCGGCACCAGGGACGCAUCAUGUAUGUGGGUGACGUGAGAAAUGUCACCCGUAAACAUAUCCAGGAAUGGGGUCCUUUUGAUCUUGUCAUAGGUGGAAGCCCGUGCAAUGACCUCUCCAUAGUGAAUCCAGCAAGAAAAGGUCUCUACGAGGGCACGGGUCGGCUGUUCUUCGAGUUUUACCGGCUGUUACAUGAGGCCCGACCGAAAGAGGGAGAUAACAGGCCGUUUUUCUGGCUCUUUGAGAAUGUGGUGGCCAUGGGCGUCAGUGACAAGAGGGAUAUCUCACGCUUUUUAGAGUGCAACCCAGUGAUGAUCGAUGCUAAGGAGGUGUCUGCUGCCCACAGAGCUCGCUACUUUUGGGGUAACCUGCCUGGCAUGAACAGACCGUUGACUGCCAUGUGCACUGAUAAACUGGACCUUCAAGACUGUUUGGAGCAUGGCAGGACAGCUAAGUUUGAUAAAGUGCGGACCAUCACCACACGGUCAAAUUCCAUAAAGCAGGGCAAAGACCAGCACUUCCCUGUAUUCAUGAAUGACAAAGAGGACAUCUUGUGGUGCACUGAGAUGGAGAGGGUGUUCGGCUUCCCUGUCCAUUACACAGACGUGUCAAACAUGAGUCGUCUGGCCAGGCAGAGGCUGCUGGGAAGGUCUUGGAGCGUCCCGGUCAUCCGUCACUUGUUUGCACCACUCAAAGAGUACUUUGCCUGCGUCUGAACUCAAACCCAGUACAGAUGAGAAAAAUCUAAACCGAUGUUAUACCAAGAGCUUUGAAACCGAGCUCUCGUAUGUUAUUUGCAAGUUCAACAUCAACAACAACAACACAAAAAAAAAAAGGUAUUUCAUGUUUUGUUUUGGGUUUUUUCUUCUGGUUUGGAAUUAAUUGACUCUCUUUUUUUUAAAUUCUAUUUAAUUUUUUAUUAUCCAUUUUACUUUUUAGCAGUGUUAUCCAGUAUUUGAAUUAUGUGUGCAAGCUAUACUUGAGACACGGCCUCCUUUUAAGGCACUGAGAGACGAUGUUACAAUUCGAGGCAGAAAUGAGACGGAAAUCGCAUUUAAACAUUUCGACUCCUGAGUUUUUCGACUGUCGGGUCGCGGAUCGAUCUUAUUCUCACGGUGCGCGUCUUUCCUCUCCUCCAGCGUCUGAGCCUUUGGUGAGAGAGUGGGGAAAAAAGGCUUUCUCUUCAGUGUCAGGGGAGCUUUGUCUUAACCAAUCCAAAACACCAGAUCACAAAUACCUCUUUGUUUACAGUUUCUAUACACGACUGAAGGUAAUAAAGGUACUACUGUAAUAGGUGACAAUAUGGUGCUUCAAGGUGGUGAAAAACAUUGCAACUCAUGUGGUGCUACUAUGUUUUGUAGCGUCGCCAGGUAAAACGAAUGACUGAAACUUUGAAAAAAAAAAGAAAAAAAAAUAUGUCAGGUCAAGCCGGGUCUGCCACAUCUCAUUUUAUAUCUUUUACAGCCUUUUUGUACAAUAUUCUCUGGUGCUCUUUUAAAAAAAACAACAAAAAAAUAAAACAAAACACGCCUCAGCCUUUCAAUCUUUGAGGUCUGCUUCCUUCAGUAUGCCUGCAGUCUGAACGCAUGGAACCAGCCACAUGGGCGGUGAUGUUUUUGUCAUCUAUACCUUGAAAUCAAAGGCUGUGGUGAGCUACUUUUUUUCUAGUGUCACCCAGACCAGAAUCAUUACUGUACAACUCUUAGCGCGCGUGGCGUCCGCGGGGAGGAUGGCGUCGGUCCUUCGUCGGCCAGGUGAAUCGACCUUCAACUGCGGCGCCCGCGUGCUAUUCUCAGUCAGGUGCAAAUCUUUAAAGGUGCGGCUUCACAAUGUUCUUCUACCUUUUUAUAGCAAUUUUUUGUGCUGUGUUACCAACAAUAUCGAGCACUUUUGUAUAUGUAUACUUCUUUAUUUCUUUGAUAUAUUUUUUUUUUUUUUUUUUAAAUCUUUCUCCUUGAUUCUUGUGAAUUGUUCUCUAUUUUUUUUUUGGUUCUGUUAAAUGAUGUGAAACUCUUGCCGUUAUAUAAGGUAAUACUUUGUUGUGUACAGUAGGGCUGUGCCAAUAGAUGUGAAUGAAUGAGCUAGGAUAGAAUAAAUCCAUCUGUCGUGCCGGUGGUGAAGGGGACGAAUUCAAAUAGCACCCCUCUCAUGUUUCCAUGUGCUACGGAGUCGCUUUAUCAUAACUCGCGUCGAGAAAUAGGUUCUUAUAUAAUCUCAAAGUGAGUGUGCUUGUUAAAUAUCCCUGUAGGAAAAGUAGUCGGAUGGGGUGUCGGUAUAUGACAUCGCACGGUCGUUAACUACGUCUGGUCCCUAGCGUAGAUCUGAAAACAUUAUUAUGUUUGCAAAUGGUGGAUGUUGACCAUGUCAAUAUUUUAGUUAUCACACAAGCUAUAUAGGCUAAAUUUGGUUAGAAAUGGGCUCUAAUGGAAUCCUUGUUAGGCUCUUUU